Messenger RNA from Peromyscus leucopus (white-footed mouse), 5327 nucleotides. RefSeq names its product MINDY lysine 48 deubiquitinase 4 (gene Mindy4). The transcript is spliced from 18 exons. Lineage: Eukaryota; Metazoa; Chordata; Mammalia; Rodentia; Cricetidae. The record is from RefSeq and is a predicted model, not a curated record. The coding region runs from base 161 to 2428 and encodes 755 amino acids. Gene Ontology annotation, molecular function: cysteine-type deubiquitinase activity; K48-linked deubiquitinase activity. Gene Ontology annotation, biological process: protein K48-linked deubiquitination.
CCCUCCCGCUCUCCUAGAACGCUGGUUCCCCAGGAAGGGGAGGAGUUCUUCCUGGCGCCGAGGCCACCGUCGCCAGGGCAACGCCGCUUUACUGGGCCCAACGGAUUAGGCGGCCUGGGGCUGCAGGCGGCCGCGUGGCCUCGGGGUCAGCGCCAGCAGCAUGGACAGCCUGUACGUGGAGGAGGUGGCCGCCUCCCUGGUCAGGGAGUUUCUUAGCAGAAAGGGUUUGAAGAAGACAUCUGUGACCAUGGACCAGGAGCGCCCCCGCUGUGAGCUCAGCAUCAACAGCAGAAAUGAUCUCCGCAAAGUUCUCCAUCUGGAGUUUCUCUACAGGGAGAACAAGGCAAAGGAAAAGCCUCUAAAAACAAACCUUGAGCUCAUAACCAGAUACUUUCUGCACCAUUCUGGGAACACAGACAACUUAAGUCAAGAAGCCCCAAUCCCUGAACUCCCAGUUGCAAAGAAAAAUAAUAAACUGCUGUCAAGAUGUUCAGAGACCACACUGGUGAAUAUAUACGAUCUUUCAGAUGAAGACACAGGAAGACGAAUAUCAUGGUCAGAAGCCGGCAAAGCCAGGCAUGACAAUCUUGAUGGGGAUAUGCUCGGUAAUUUCAUGUCAUCCAAAAAAAGCCCACAGAAAAGUAAGCCUGCGCACAUGGUCCUGGGUGACAGCCUCCCUGUGGUUCCUGCGUGGGAGAAGGUGGAGCAUCUUCAUUCAUCAGAGCCUUGCACAGAUGUGAAGAGGCCAGUGGAGAGGACCAGGCCAAAGUCUGGCCUGAUUUUCCGAGGCAUGAUGGCCGGGCCCGUCGCCAGCUCCCCGCAGGACUCUUUCCGCAGACGCUCUCUGAGACAGUCCUCAGCCUUGAGCAGGAAGCUCCAGGCCCCUGAGGAAGGCCUGCAGCCGUCCGAGCCUCUUGUCCACACCCCAGCCUGUCCGGGUCCACAGGAGGUCCCUGCUUCCCUCAGUGACUCUGUCUCCAGGAGCCCUCUGGGCCAGCUGAAUGAAUUGCCUAGGGAGAAGCCAAAUGCCACUUCCAGCAGCCAAGGGCUGUCCCACAGGGACAGGCCCAGACUAAGAAGUGUUUCAGAGGACAGCCCACUGGGGUACAGCCACACGGAAACCAGCACAGCACCUUUGAAGCUGUCCUUGCCUGGUGGGAAUUCCAGGGUGACCCAAGAGCAGCUGGAAAAAGCCUUCAAGCGGCAGGACAGCCAGCCCCGAUCUCUCAGGGAAAAUCAGUUGAUGUCUGAAAAGGCCAGUGAUGAACCAGAUGCCCUGUUGCUAGAGGAUGUUGAGGAUGAACUGAUAAAGGAAGAUGUUGUCCUGUCCCCACCUCCAUCGAUGCUCAAGCUGCAAACUGUGUCAAAGCCAAUGGACCUCUCCUUGGCGAAGGAGCUGAAGACCCUUCUGUUUGGCUCUACCUUUUGCUGCUUCAGUGAAGAAUGGAAACUUCAGAACUUUUCCUUCAAUGACUCCGCCUCGUUAAAAUAUGGCAUUGUACAGAACAAGGGUGGUCCCUGUGGGGUUCUGGCGGCUGUUCAAGGCUGUGUACUGCAGAAACUCCUGUUUGAAGGAGAUAGCAAAACCAACUCUAAUCUCAGGCUGCAGCCCUCAGACUCCCAGAGGACCCACUGCCUUGCCCUGGCCCUGGCAGACAUCUUGUGGCGAGCUGGAGGCAGAAAGCAAGCCGUGGUUGCUCUGGCUUCAGGAACACCACACUUCAGUCCAACAGGGAAAUACAAAGCAGAUGGAGUCUUAGAAACACUCUCCCUGUAUAGUUUGACCUGCUCUGAGGACCUGGUGACUUUUCUCCAGCAGAGCAUUCAUCAGUUCGAAGUGGGACCCUAUGGUUGCAUCCUGCUCACCUUGUCUGCCAUCCUGUCCAGAUCCCUGGAGCUUGUCCGCCAGGACUUCGAUGUCCCCACCAGCCAUCUGAUUGGAGCUCACGGAUACUGCACACAGGAACUUGUCAAUCUUCUCCUGACCGGGAGAGCCGUGUCCAAUGUUUUCAAUGAUAUAGUGGAGCUGGACUCAGGCGAUGGGAACAUCACGCUCCUCCGAGGCAUCGAGGCGCGCAGCGACAUCGGUUUCUUAUCGCUCUUUGAACACUACAAUGUGUGCCAGGUUGGCUGCUUCCUGAAGACUCCGAGGUUCCCCAUCUGGGUGGUCUGCAGCGAGAGCCACUUCAGCAUCCUCUUCAGCCUCCAACCAGAGCUCCUGUCCAACUGGAAGACGGAGCGGCUCUUCGACCUCUAUUACUACGAUGGCUUGGCCAACCAGCAGGAGGAGAUUCGGCUGACUGUUGACACCACCAAGACCAGCCCAGAGGACAGCUGCAGCGACCUUGUCCCUCCCCUUGAGCUCUGUAUCAGAACCAAAUGGAAGGGGGCAUCCGUGAACUGGAAUGGCUCAGACCCCAUCCUGUGACCCUUGGAUACAUCAAGCUCUGGCUUCAGCACUCAUCACUGGGAUGACCCUUGGACCCCAGGUCUUAGGGUCAAGUCUCUCAGAGGAACCCUCCUGCCUGAGUUUGCAUGGCCACAGAGGCAUACCGAGCCUUCCAGUUUCUUCCAUGAAGGGCCGUGGUAGGGCCCGGUGCACCGCUGAGGUUCCCUCCUGACACAGCUGUGACUACCAAAGACAAGAAGGCCAUCCAAGAUCCUGUCUUCCAUCUGCAUCCCUCCUGGACAGCCCCUCUCUCCAAGGCCUCUGGUGUAGCUGGCCUUGGGGACUCUGGACACUUGUUACUACAGUUUCUAUAAAGCAGAAGUCAAGUCUAUGACCAGGGCCGAGACUUUGUGAUUCAUUAGUGUGAGGGGAGCGCAGAUCUGUUCUCAUCAUGGCCAAGGUGGGACAGCGAGGUGGAGGCCCCCCAGUAGGCUAAGUAUCUCCUAGCCAAGAUCUGAGGACAAGCCCUGCCCUUUGUCUCAAGGAUGUCCUUGUCAGGUCCCCUGGUCUUCCUGUUUUCUGCAGGAGCAGCAUAGUCUAAGAUACAAGCUAUGUGGUCUGCUGUCCAAGAGUAGCCCAAACGCUAGAGAGUCUGCACCAGGGAGACCUGCUUCUCCUAUGAGGCUACAUGAGGAUGGGGGUGAGUCUCGAAGGAGACUGGAAUGGACAGGGAUAGAAAGCUGCCCAGGGAGUGACUUUUUGGCCAUGCGCGUGAGCCAAGAAGAUGGGGAUAAGCAAAGGGAUCAAGUGUAGACUUCCCUGUGGCUAUGGGGAGAACUGACUGCCAGUGUGAGUGGGCAGGGCUUUGGAAGUACUCACAUUGCAGAAUAAGGAGAGAGGUUGCAUGGGAAAAUGGUAUAUUCUGCAUUUCGCUUACUACAUUGGUGUCUGUCCUGUGGCUUUCAUCAAGGAGUGUGAUAAAGCAGCAGUGGGAGGCUGGGGCAUAACUAUGGGAGUGUCUGGAUCAAAGCCAGAGUCCAGGGCUACUCACAGCAGUUCACAAGAGGGACCUGGGGCAAAGUUCCAGCCCUCAAAGUCCCUGUCAUAUGGCUAUCCAGGUAAGAAACUAGGACUAAAAGAAUGAUGAAGCCAGCAGGUGCCUCCACCCCCAGCUCAGGGGCCAUGCAGAGGUGGGUGCUUAUACACGUGUCAAGAGAGGCACACGGGAGUUGUAGAUGCUUUAUGUCAGCCCAUCUUUGGCCUCCAUGUGUCCCCAUGUGGUUUAAGAGCUCUAGGCUCUCUAGGGCUGUUUCCUCUACUGUAAGAAUGCACCCCUCCUUUUUAGGGAGUUGGGGGUUUGGUGGGGACAACUACAGAGCUUGUCUUGUGUUUCUCUGGAAAGGGCACACGCUGUGUCCCAACUGCAGAUCUUUGGGGCGACAGGGAGGAGUCAGCCAUGCCAUAGGAGAAUGGGAGGGCGGGGAGGGCUGUGUCCUGCACCAGGCUCCCUUGGGGCUUGCUGUGUAAACUUUAGUGGCCAUUCACAGCAGGUUCCCAGUAGAAAUGCUUCCUAUAUCUCCUUGAAAUGUUUAUGCAUUUGUUUUCCUUGGCCAGGGAUGGGCCGCUGCAGAGUGCCUGGCUGAGGAAGUUGGUUUCCCUGCAGUGGCCUUGUUUAUCGGCCUGGGGAGGAAAAGUAUCUUUUCAAUGAAACCCACUUAGUCUCCUUGCCAGGGGCGCUUUGGCAGCACUAGAGAAAACAAACAAUUCCCAGCAUUGCCGCAGAAGGUUAACCCAACAAAGCACAGAGCUUGCUUUUUCUAGGAGCCCAGAUGCAGAUACUUAGAUGAUGCCUUGGAGUGGAAGGUGGGCAGAGCCAGGUACCACCACUCGCAGGCUCCGAAGCCAGAAUACACUCUCAGUUACCCUCUCCGCGCUAUAGGAACAAAACACACGAGGCUCUGCCUCAUCACAAGUGGGCACCGUCCACAUGGGCUCCUUGUUUUCUCGGGAUGCAGUGGCUCGACUUCUGUGGCUCAUAGCCCUCUCCCAGCCUGUGUUAAAAUCUGUAAUGCUCACACACGUGUGUGUUAGGGGUCCAUCGUUCUCUGUCUCUGUUCUCUACUUAGAGACAAAGUCCUGAAUACGCUGGCCAGUCUUUUCCCAUUGACUUCCCCCUCCGUCUUUAGUGUUCAAAGGAUCUAGAUGGACAAACAGGCCAUGACUGUUGACUUCUGGCAUUAUGAAGAGGAGUACAUGGGAUAAGUGUAAUGGCCACUUAACUCAAACCUCUCACGAGGAAAGGCCUCCCCUUGCCCUGGGAUGGUCUCUUGAACAGGGUGCUGUGGCAGCCUGUUUUCACUCUCCUGCCUUGCUCCACGACCUCCAGACCGUGUGCUGUCUCUGGCUCUUUCAGAAAAGAGGGGUCGGCUAGACACUUCUUACUGUAUAGUACAGCCAUCCUAGAGGCUGCUCUUUGCCACCAGUGGGCACUCAGAUAGCUCUGGCUCCUUCAUAUCUCAGGAUGUCUUAUGCUGGGCAGGUGUGUGUAUGUGUGUGUGUGUGUGUGUGUGUGUGUGUGUGUGUGUGUGUGUGUGUUACCCUACCUACUGCUUACUGCUUAGGGUAGGCCAGCUUCCUCUGUGGGGGACAACCUCUUCCUCCAUCCCCUUUGUGGAACACCUGAGUCUUCUCUCUGUGGAUUCCACUUGAGAGCCAUAUGAAGCCCCACACAGCUUUGCCCCUACACACCGGAUCAGCUCUGGCUGUGUGCUCGGUAUCUCGGCUUUUUCCAUAACUUUUCCAGGUGACUCAGCUGUGAUUCCUUCCAUUACAAGUGGGCACUGUCCGUGUGGGCACAUGGUUUUCUAGGGAUGCAGUGGGUAGGCUUCUGUGGCACAUAGUCCUCUCCCAACCUGUAUUAAAAUCUUGAAUGCUCACA